Molecule: messenger RNA, 483 nt
Organism: Phytophthora infestans T30-4
Lineage: Eukaryota; Oomycota; Peronosporomycetes; Peronosporales; Peronosporaceae
Exons: 2
Source: RefSeq, a predicted model, not a curated record
CUGGAGGAUAUCAUCACCUACGCUAUAAAACACCGCUCUGCCGUCGUCAUCGAGAGCGAGAAGCUCGAUAUACUGCUACUCCACGCGGAAAUGAGGUAUGAACAUCACCGCCAGAUCUCGUGUACCCAUUCCGGUCGCCGACCACCCGCUUCUCGUGGUGUAGAACGCAUUUGUCAGCUGCUCCAUCGUCUGUAUUCCUCGGAAACAUCAUUCGCUGAGGUUAACGCUCGGUUAGCAGCGGCAUUUGACAAUCUUAAGCCGUCCACCGUGCAAGGGUGCAUUCGUAAGGCUGACCAUACGCUAGAAGACAUUUACAAGGUGAUCCUCCUUCGCUUCAAGCCCUACGAGCCGAACUUCAUUCCUACAUUUACAUUCAAGCUCACUAGCCGACUGCGUCCUCAGCACCCCCAUGUCCUCCAAUCGUCUCCGCCUCACCUGGUCCGAGAAGGUAGCCAUCCUCGAGAAGACUGCUCGCUCACCUAG